AUGGCCAGCGUGUCACUGCCGGCCGCUUACUCUCCCAUGGCCAAGGGCGACACCGAGGUGCUGUCGCGGAGGACUUUCCCAGGCCAGGGAGAGUCUCGGGAGGCUGCAUCAUUGCUGGCCGCGACCUCACACGCUGCUGAAAUCUCCGGACUAAAGCAGAAGCUGGAGCGGGCCGAGAAGGAGCUCGGCCAAGCGAGGAAGGAGCUAGUAGACCAACAAGGAGCAACAACCGAGGUCGAGGCCCUUAAGAAGGCCCUGGCCGAAGCCGAGGAGAAUGCUGCCAAAGAGCAAGCCGCUCGCAAGAAGCUCAAGGCCAGGGUCAAUGAGGUUCAACAAGAGCUCCAAGAUGCUGUGAAGAAGUGCAAGGCCUUGGAGUGCAAUGUUUCGGCCCGAGAGGCCGAACUCGCCAAGGCCCGCCAGAGCGCGGAAGAAGCCCGGCCGUCGCCGGAGAGGCCUGCGCCGGGCCGCCCUGCCACGCCGGACCCCUCCCCGAGGCCCCUGCGCCGCCCCGCCCUGCUGCCGUCCUCCUCCCCACGGUCCCUGCGCCGCCCCGUCGCGCCCCGUCGUCGGAGAGGCCUGCGCCGGGCCGCCCCGCCGCGCCGGACCCCUCCCCGAGGCCCCUGCGCCGCCCCGCUGCCGUCCUCCUCCCCGCGGCCCCUGCGCCGUCCCGCCCCACCGGCCGACCUCGCCGGAGCAAGAGGUUAG
Molecule: messenger RNA, 705 nt
Organism: Aegilops tauschii subsp. strangulata
Lineage: Eukaryota; Viridiplantae; Streptophyta; Magnoliopsida; Poales; Poaceae
Source: RefSeq, a predicted model, not a curated record